Dinoponera quadriceps is the source of this 2422-nucleotide messenger RNA. Its product is annotated as mitochondrial intermediate peptidase. NCBI's taxonomy places the organism in Eukaryota, Metazoa, Arthropoda, Insecta, Hymenoptera, Formicidae. Gene Ontology annotation, cellular component: mitochondrion. The record is from RefSeq and is a predicted model, not a curated record. The coding region runs from base 239 to 2317 and encodes 692 amino acids. The transcript has 10 exons. Gene Ontology annotation, molecular function: metalloendopeptidase activity. Gene Ontology annotation, biological process: peptide metabolic process.
UCCAGUUGCAAUAUCCAUAUGAGAUUACAAAAGCUCGAUUGUAUAUAUGUAUAUAUAUAUAUAUACAUAUUAGAACAGGUUCCACUUAACGCUCACAACGACGCGAGCAUUAUUCUAUCUUUAUUCAACAUCCAAUGAGAAACGAAGAAUGACGCUCGCAUCGUUACGAGCGGUAAGUGGAACGCGCCUAUGUGUAUAUAAUUCGUCUGUCACAAUCUAACCUAUAUUCUUCUCCAAGAUGUUACGAAUAUUUGAGAGACAAACUUUUCGAAGUAUAAGAAAUAGCAGAAGAUUAAAUACGUGGUCAGGUCUCGCCACGGUAUUUAAUUCCAGUAUCGAUCAAAAUUUCCUAAAUAUAUCGAAAAAAGAAACGGGAUUAUUUGGUAUUCCGGAGUUGAAAAAUGAGGAUGGCUUUUACAUAUUAAAAAAUCGUGCAUUGACGCAAGUAGAUAUUCUUAUUGAUGAAGCUACAAGCAAGGACAGAAAGAGAAAAAUGGUAGAAAUAUUUGACGAACUGUCUGAUACGUUAUGCAAAGUAGCGGAUAUGGCAGAAUUUAUCAGAAUUGCACAUUCUGAUGAACAGUAUGUAAGAGCAGCUGAGGAUGCUUGUAUAACUGUUAGCGGUGUAGUUGAAAAAUUAAAUACACAUCGUGAGUUGUAUGACUCAUUAAAACAAGUGACAUGUAACGGAGAUAUUCAGAAAACCUCCAAUAUAGAUAAUCAUGUAGCUAAAUUAUUUUUAUUCGAUUUUGAACAAUGCGGCAUACAUUUGCCUGAGAAGCAUAGGAGAAAAGUGGUCGAACUAAAUGACUACAUUUUGCAAGUAGGUCAGAAAUUUAUGACCGGUGCUGUCAUACCAAGAGCAGUUAAUGCUAAUGCGUUACCCGAUGUUGUUAGACAGUAUUUUGUGACAGAGAAUGGUCAGAUAUUAGUGCAAGGACUUUAUACUGACUCCUCCAAUACCGCCGUUCGCGAAGCAGCGUACAAAUUAUUUUUGUACCCCGAUGAAGAACAAGAGUAUCUGCUGCAUGAACUUUUGAGUUCCAGGCAUCUACUAGCGGAAUUCUGUGGAUUUGCAUCUUACGCUCACAGAGCUGUGAAAGGGAGUACGGUCGAGUCACCGACCGUAGUGACAGAAUUUCUUAAUAUACUGAACGAAAAUUUGCGGUCUAAAGCGGCACAAGACUUUCAAGAGAUGCAAAAGAUGAAAGACGCCGAGUCAUCUGUGAGACAAGAGCUAAUGCCAUGGGACACCAAUUAUUUCAUGGCUAAAGUGAAAAAGGCUUGGUUGAACACUUCCUCCACCGAAUUCGCCCCGUACUUUUCCCUUGGUGCUUGCAUGGAGGGCAUAAAUAUUCUUACGCAGUCGUUAUACGGAGUCAGGCUCGAGUCCGUGCCGGUACUGACCGGAGAAGUAUGGGCUAAUAACGUUCAUAAGCUGGCUGUAAUAGACGAGGACGAGGGAACGUUGGGUUACAUUUACUGCGAUUUUUACGAAAGAGCGGGCAAACCGAAUCAAGACUGCCACUUUACGAUUCAAGGUGGAAAGCAACUGCCGGACGGUUCUUAUCAGAGUCCUAUAGUUGUACUCAUGCUGUCACUGCCGCAUCCACACUGGCUGAAUCCGUGUUUGCUGAGUCCGUCGUCCGUGGACAAUCUGUUUCACGAAAUGGGGCACGCGUUGCAUUCUAUGCUCGGUCGAACAAAGUAUCAACAUGUAACCGGCACUCGGUGCAGCACAGAUUUCGCAGAAGUGCCAAGUGUGUUGAUGGAAUAUUUUGCGAGCGAUCCCAGGGUUGUGUCGAGAUUCGCAAAGCAUUUCCAAACUCGAGAGCCGAUGCCGGAGCAUCUGUUGCACAAACUGUGCGCAUCGAAGAAUAUUUUCUGCGCAUCCGAGCUGCAAAAUCAGGUGUUCUACAGUAUGCUGGAUCAGGUGUAUCACAGCGGUGAACUGACGAAAUCCACUACUGAAAUUUUAGCAGAUGUACAGAGGGGAUACUACGGUUUACCGUACGUACAAAACACGGCAUGGCAACUGAGAUUUUCUCACUUGGUUGGCUACGGCGCGAAGUACUACUCCUACUUGAUCUCCCGUGCGAUCGCUGCUUGGAUAUGGCAAACCUACUUCCACAAUGAUCCGUUUUGCCGAUCAGCGGGUGACCGUUAUCGAAGGGAGUGCUUAGCGCACGGAGGCGGCAAGCCGGCGUCGCAGCUAGUCUCGGAUUUCUUGAACAAAGAAGCUAACGCUACUACAUUUGCGAGAUCGCUGAUCAAUGAGAUUGAUAUGAAGAACUUACACGUGCAAAUGAUAAAAUAACAAUACGGUGUAAAUUUUUCGUAAUUUGUAUAAAUAAAUAGCAGUUUACGUGCUGCCUUUUGUGUAAAUUACGCGCAACUUUGUAAUAAAUUUUUAGGAAAAAAG